AAUUAAAGCUCACCAAAGGAGGACUUGAUUUUGGAGCAUCAAAAGACACUAGAAAGGAGCUAUAUUAGGAUGCUUUCAAGACUAUUCAAUCGGUUAAACAGAGUAUGGCAGUUUGCUCUCAAUGCCACGAGAGGAUUCUUCAUGAAACUCGCCCUUACCUUCAUCAUCUUCAUGAGCUAUCUCUUCUUAUCAAUGACAAUUUAUGCUGUCCUCAGGCAGCUAAUGGUACCACAGAAGACCCACAUUCUACCGGUCCACCUCUACUUUAACCCUAAGUGUCUCACUGGAGAACAUCAUCAGGACUCUGUUUCAAACUUUGCAUUCAAUCGGAUACCUCGAAAUGAAGCAAAGUCCUGUUCAUAUCCAAUGGCUGAGUUUUUCCUCUCCAGUUCCGGUGACAGGUUAUUGACUCCAGGCCAUGCCUACUCCAUAGCCGUUGAGCUUGAAAUGCCAGAGAGUCCACAGAAUGCUGAUCUCGGUAUGUUCAUGGUUAAUCUGACAUUGUAUUCAAAGACCGGUAAAGUUACUGGUUCCUCCAUUAGAUCAGCUGUCCUCCAUUACAAGUCGUCAUUGCUGCACACUCUCUCGACUGCUUUCUUCUCUUUUCCUCUUGUCCUUGGCCUAACGGAAGAAAAGCAAACACUCUCUGUCGUCAUGUUUGAUAACUUCCAGGAAUCACACUUUUCUGACGGGUCUACUAAUGCCAUAGUGACUAUCAUGUCUCACAAGAUACAGUUAUACUCAACCAAACUCACAUUUGAUGCUAACUUUACUGGAUUAUCGUUUUAUCUCUACCAUUGGCCGAUAUCAAUGGCUAUUAUAAUAGUGAGUGGGCUCUUCUUUUCAAUCAGUGGCGUGACAGUCCUACUGUGGGCUAGGAAGAUGAUGGACAGAAUGAACCAGUUCAGAAUACAGCAAAGAUACUUGAAUCACAGAGUGAACACUAGACGCCACUCAGGGGGAGGAGGAGGAGGACUGGAGCCUAUUCCGGAAGAAGAUGAGGAAAGAGGACAAGAACAUAUUGAAGAGCUUUCAACAGAUGGAUCAGGAGGAGGAGGAGCAGCAAGAGCUAAUGAUACUUCUGAUAACGUGAGUACCAUCAGUUCGGCUACCGAGAUUGCUACCAGUGAUGUCAGCGACUUCACUGACAUUGAGGAUCAACCUCAUUCUGGAACCCCACCUCCUAAUUACCGGACUCAGGGAAGGGAGGAGGAGCCUCCUGUUGUACGUCACAGAGGAGAAAGGAGAGGAGAUUCAACAUCCUGAUUGACUUUUUACACAU
Messenger RNA from Amphimedon queenslandica, 1282 nucleotides. RefSeq names its product seipin-like. Bases 70 to 1266 code for a protein of 398 amino acids. The transcript has 9 exons. Gene Ontology annotation, biological process: lipid storage; lipid droplet organization. Gene Ontology annotation, cellular component: endoplasmic reticulum membrane. NCBI's taxonomy places the organism in Eukaryota, Metazoa, Porifera, Demospongiae, Haplosclerida, Niphatidae. The record is from RefSeq and is a predicted model, not a curated record.